UGUAGUUCUGCGGAAGAAAGGGCACGUUGGGCACAUUAGUGAUAGCUAUAUUCUACAGGUUAGCGACAAUGUUUCAGCACAAUGUAUCUAAAGAAGCGCUGGUUGGCACCGCUACACUUGGUGUUGUUUUUGCAGCUGGUUAUUUAAUAGCAAAACGCAGAUACACAUUUGACACCAUGGACAUCUUCAAAAGUCAUUCUGGAGGAAAGGACCAUCCUGUAUUGCAGUAUGUAUUGAAUCAUUCAAUGAGGGAGCACCCGGUACUGAAAAAACUCAGACUGAAAACCUUUGAAGAUCCCUUGAACUUCAUCAUGGUCGCCUGUGAGCAAGCACAAUUCAUGGCAAACCUUGCAAGACUGAUCAAAGCCAAGAAAGCCAUCGAGAUUGGAGUGUACACAGGGUACAAUGCACUGAGCCUGGCACUGGCUGUGCAAGACGACGGCCAUGUCGUGGCCUGCGAUGUCAAAGAGGAAUACACCAAUGUGGGCAAGCCCUUCUGGAAAGAGGCUGGAGUUGACCACAAGAUUGAUCUCCGCAUACAACCUGCUCUGAAAACCCUUGACGAUCUCCUCGCAGCUGGUGAGGCGGAGACCUUUGACUUUGUGUUCAUCGAUGCUGACAAACAGAAUUAUGACAACUAUUACGAGAAGUCCCUUCAGCUCAUGAGGAAAGGAGGUAUCAUAGCCAUUGAUAAUGUGCUCUGGAGCGGGAAGGUGGUGAACCCAGCAGAGGACGAUUUGGACACCCAGGCCAUCGACAAGCUGAACAAGAAGAUCCACAGAGACGUCCGGGUCAACAUGAGCAUGCUGACCGUGGGGGACGGUCUCACGUUGGCCUUUAAACUCUAACGGGAACCUGCACAAGCAGAACACAGUCCUUAACAUGGUGAAAAUCAGAGCGCUGGGUGCCCUUAUGGCCUGACUACGGGAGAUUGAUUUCUUCUUAGAGAGGCCAAACACUCCUGUGCCGUGAUGUUCAGGGAUGGUUUUUCAGGGUUUUUUAAAUUUGAUUAGUUUGAUUAUUGUAUCUGAUAGCGGAGGAAUAUGCGCCAGUAAAUUGUGAAGUAAUGAUCUUGAGAGAUAAAAACUGUGGUUAUGAAUGUUUCGGAAUCAUUUUGAUAUAUGCAGUCAGUUUCCGAUCGGGAACGGAAGGGCAAAAUAAUUAACAUUUUAAAUUUAAAUAUUUGUGCAGCUGUCUUUGGAAGUCAUAAUAUAGCCAUUGCAUAGCAUCUAAACAGUAUAGAAUGGGUGAUUAAUGGAAAUAGAACAGGGCUGAGAUAAUGAAAGUUUAAACUGUAAUGCCUUGUGCAGUGUUUGGAUACUAUGAAAUGGAAGAAAAGGCUUCCCUUGCCACAUAUAAAACGUGUCAAAUGAGGAACG
Messenger RNA from Conger conger (European conger), 1379 nucleotides. Its product is annotated as catechol O-methyltransferase domain-containing protein 1-like. The record is from RefSeq and is a predicted model, not a curated record. Lineage: Eukaryota; Metazoa; Chordata; Actinopteri; Anguilliformes; Congridae. Gene Ontology annotation, molecular function: S-adenosylmethionine-dependent methyltransferase activity; O-methyltransferase activity. The transcript is spliced from 7 exons. The coding region runs from base 69 to 848 and encodes 259 amino acids.